Messenger RNA from Aspergillus calidoustus, 1212 nucleotides. The record is from the annotation of a GenBank genome assembly. NCBI's taxonomy places the organism in Eukaryota, Fungi, Ascomycota, Eurotiomycetes, Eurotiales, Aspergillaceae.
AUGUCUCCAGCAGCCAUCAUUCCCCCGGUCCCCAUCGGCCCAGUCGGCCAACCUGAUAUCCAAUAUCUGCCGGAUCCAGUCAAGUACGCUGCGCGGACGAAGAGGCGCCUACAGACAGAGGACCUGCCAAAAGCUCUACCGGAGGGCUUUCCAAUGGAGCUAGAGUCCGAUCUUGUUUGGGAUGGGAAGAAUCUGGCCGAAUCCUACGACUGGAAUUACCACUUGACGAAGGAGGAUAUCGCCGAGGUAGAGGCUGCGCUGGAGCACUUCAAAAGCCUGGACCUCCCCCUCGGCUACAUAACCCAAACAACCUUCCCACUCCCAACCCUCCACGCAACCCUCCGCUCAAUCUCUCACGAAAUCCACCGCGGCCACGGCUUCAAAGUCCUCCGCGGCCUCCCCGUCGACUCCCACACGCGCUCAGAAAACAUAACCAUCUACGCCGGGCUCGCCUCGCACAUCGCGCCGGUCCGCGGGCGGCAGGAUACAAAGACAGCCCACGGCGAGCCCGCAGACGUCGUGCUCGCACACAUAACAGACCUCAGCCGUGUGGUGGAUCCGACAGCGAUCAAGGCGCCGGCAUACACGACGGAGAAACAAGUCUUCCACACGGACAUCGGCGACAUCGUUGCGUUGUUUGCGCUGGGGGAGGCGGAUAGCGGCGGGCAGAGCUUCUUGUCGAGUAGCUGGUUUGUGUACAAUGAGCUUGCGAGGACGAGGCCGGAUCUUGUACGGACGCUGGCGGAGCCGUGGGUGAGUGAGGAGGGGGGUGGGGUUGUGGAGCGGCCGCUGCUUUUCCAUCAGCCGGCUUCUGCGUCUUCGUCUGAGCCUGAGAGGCUUAUUAUCCAGUACGCCCGCCGCGGAUUCACGGGAUACUGGGGUCGACCGCGCGAUCCGUCCCUCCCACCCCUAACCGAAGCGCAAGCCGAAGCACUGGAUGCACUGCACUACCUCGCCGAGAAAUCCGCCGUCUCGCUGGACUUCCACAAGGGGGACAUCCAGUUUGUGAAUAAUCUGUCGAUCUUCCAUGCGCGGGCCGGGUUUAGGGAUUCCGAGGAGAAGAGGAGGCAUCUCGUGAGGCUUUGGUUGAGGGAUCCAGAGCUUGCGUGGAAGACGCCCGAGGGGUUGGCGUCGAGGUGGGAGGGGAUUUAUGGGGGUGUUCAAGCGGAGAAAGAGGUGUUUCCAUUGGAGCCGUUUGUUAGAAGUCUGUGA